UUCUAAAUUUUGACACAAAUUAAAAAGAAAUCACCUAAAAAAGUUGAAGAAUAAUAAAAUUAAAAAAAUUAAAAAUAUUAAAAAUUAAAGAAAGAAAUGGAUUUUUCAAAAUUAGAUAUCUUCGGAUCUCAAAUAGGAUUUAAUUUUUAAAAAGAUAAUGUCUUCAAAACUGCUUUUGGUGGAUUUAUGAGCUUAGGCUUUAUUGCCUUUGUGUCUAUUUUCUUUUGGAAUUAAAUAUUAGAUUUCUUCAAUAAAAAUAAUGUUACAUUCACCACUAGUAAAGACUGGACAACUCAUCCUUAAACAGUGAACGUGAGUAGUCACCAGUUUAUGUUUGCAGUAAAAUUAGAUAUGCCUAACUUCUUAUAAAAUCCACUUUUCAACAUAACAUGGGAGAAAAGAAAUUACAUCACUUAUGAUAAUGGAACCUUAAUCAAAAAUAUUUAAUCAAUGUAAUUUGAACCAUGUAGACCUGACCAUUGGAAUGGAUUACCCGCAUAUGGAAUAGAUUGGGAUCAAGCAUUCUAAUAAGGAGGUCUUUCUACUUAUUUAUGCCCAAGAAUAUAAGAUAUUAUAUCUUUUGGAGGUACAUAUAGCUCUCCGCCUUAUGAUUUUAUAAAAGUUUAAGUCUCUCCGUGCACUAACAAUACUGACCCAAAUAGAUUUUGGCAACCAAAUUGCCAAACCUAAAGUUAGGUUUAUAAGUUCUUUAACAAGACACAAAGUGUGACCAUAAUGUUUAGAAUGGUUAACUAUGUUGUAAAUCCUAACGAUCCCAAAAAUCCAAUUAAGAGCUAUAUCGAUGAUACUCUUUUCUUUCCUGUUUAGGCAGGCACUGCUUACUAAACAGCUAAUAUUUAUUUGACUGAAAACACUUUAAAAACGGAUUAGAGUAUAAUGCCAUUUUAAAAUAUUGAAACUAAUUAAUUAUUGGUUUACAAUGGAGGAAAUUUUCGUCUUUAAUAUGUUAUUGGCAAUACAAAUCAAAUUGUUGCAGAUUUUUAUUUCCUCAAAGAUCCUAUUUCAUAUACACAUAAUAGAUAAUUCACGAAAGUAAGCUAAAUAGCAUCGUAUAUUGGGGGUUUUUGCUAGACGUUUAUUUUGGUUGCUGCUAUUGUAGUGCAUCAGUAUAACAGCUAUGUGUGUGCUAUUAAAAUUGCUAAUUAAUUAUAUGAUUUUGAUUUAGGGGGUUAAUAUUAUUAUAAACCUCGAGAUAAAUAGAUUAGUUUUUAGAGGGAUAAUUUUAAAGCAAUUGAUUUAGAAAAAUCCCAUUUACCCUAAAAUACUGUUCGAUUCCCUAAUUAAACUAUUUAGAAAGAAAAUGACUAAGAAUUGAAUGAUAUACAAGUGCUAAGAUAAGAAUCAACAUAACCUUAAAGAUUGAUCUCUCAUAAAAAGUAACUCUCCAUUUUGAGUAAGCCUAAAACGAGAGAAGAAGGAGGACUGCUCUCUUUAGAUUAAAUUUAAAAGAUUGUAGAAGGAAAUAGUGUAAAUAUUAACAAAAAUCUUAUUCUAAAUUAAAAUAUAAGCCAAAACACGCAAGAGUCUUAAUAGUUAAUAAUUACAUAAAACAAACAAGCUGGAACGCUCUUAACAUAGCUUGAAUAAAAGUAAGAGUCACAAAAAAAUUUAGAUUAAAUUUCCAUACCUUAAGAUAUUAUGUAAUAAGAAGAUAAACAAUAGAUCAUUUCAGAAAAGAUAAAUUAAUCUAAGAAAUAGCAAAUUGAUUAUAAAAAAAAAAUAGAGUAAAUUAGUGUAAUUGAUGAUUCUGUUUAACCAGAAACUCCAAUAUAAAAUUAAUAAAUACAAUUUAGUUCGAGUCAUAAUAAUUAGUAAGCUGAAUCAACUCUCUAAGUAAAACUAGAUGUAAAUUUUGAUGAUUAUGCUAAAAGACUAAAUAACUCGAUGAUUUAGCUUGAUUUUACUAAAACAACUACUACUCUUCCAUUAAAAUAAAAAGAAAGUUAAUAUUCUAAAUAAAUUGCAUAGAGCUCCACCAAUAUUGUUUAAAAUGACAAAAAACAGUUAACUCAAUCAAAAUUUAAUAAUUCUGUUAAAUAGAUGAGCUAAAGUAAAACAACAACAACAAUUGUAGAUUUUAAAAAUUAACAAGAGUUUCUUGAUGAAAAAUAAUUCCUAAAAUAAGAGUUCGAAUUCCUAGCUACAAGAGAUAAAAGUAUUAAGCUUUCAGUAAAGUAUUUUAUAUAUAAACUAUCUUGUGGAAAGUUCUUCAAAACUAAAGAAACCUAAUUAAUUGACAAAGCUUAAUAUCAAAUGUCUUAGGAUUUGGAUAUAUUUAUGAUUUUAAAUGGAAUAAAAGAAGUCCAAAAGCUGAAAGGAUUACUUUUAACAUAAGAAGAAUAGAUAUUAUUUAAUUUCUUCCCUAAGCCAGUGAUAAGUAUAAAUGAAAAAGAAGAAUUACCUUCAAGAAUAUAGCUUGAGCAAAAAAAGAGGUAAAUUAGUCAAUCAAUCUAAGUGGAAUCUAAAAAAGAAAAUGAGUAACUUCAAAAUCACUCUAAAAAGCUUAAAUUGAAUUUAAAAAUUGCAUCUAUUGUUAAAAAAGCUACUACAAAAUUUAAAUAACCUCUACUAAAUAAGAAAUAAAAAAAUUAAAAAUACGAUGUUGAUGCUUAUCAAAAGCUAUAUCAAGCUUACAAAGCUAUCUCAAAAAAUAAAAAAAGAGAAAUGGAUGACAAGCUUAUUUAACAAUUAGGAGAUGAAAUCAACAAAAUAUUCUAAAUUUCAAACCAAAUUGAAAAAAAUAAAGAAAGAUAUUUGUCCAAGAUUCAAAAUUCUAAAAAAUAACUGAUAAAUACUGAGAACUAAAAUUUAUUGAGCCCUGCCAAAAAAUAAGGAGUAGAUGGAUAAAAUUGUUUGAAUAUAUAGUAAUUAAAUAGUUAGUCAGAAAAUAAAUCUAAUGUUAACAGUUUUAAUGGGUACUUAGAAUCAAAUAGACCUUUUAGAUAGAAAUUAUUUGAGAAAGCAAAUUAAAAGCAGUAAAACAUAAAAAAUCCACAAGCAGAAGAAAAUAAUGAUCAUGCUUUGAUAGUAUUUGAUGAUCCUUCAUAAGACUAGUAAACAAUUAACAACAGCCACAAUAGGCAUUUUUCAUAAAAUUGA
Messenger RNA from Tetrahymena thermophila SB210, 3120 nucleotides. Its product is annotated as transmembrane protein, putative. The record is from RefSeq and is a predicted model, not a curated record. NCBI's taxonomy places the organism in Eukaryota, Ciliophora, Oligohymenophorea, Hymenostomatida, Tetrahymenidae. Gene Ontology annotation, biological process: reciprocal meiotic recombination. Gene Ontology annotation, molecular function: double-stranded DNA binding. Gene Ontology annotation, cellular component: nucleus. The transcript is spliced from 9 exons.